This is a messenger RNA of Paramisgurnus dabryanus, 4567 nucleotides long. The record is from RefSeq and is a predicted model, not a curated record. Lineage: Eukaryota; Metazoa; Chordata; Actinopteri; Cypriniformes; Cobitidae.
CAAGAGGAGCCAUCUCAUUUGCUCAUCAGAUCACCUACAGAUUAUCCGUCUAAAUGACCAUUCGAUUCAGAUGUGUCUGAAACAGGUGCAUAGAGUUUAUUACUAGACAUUAAAAACCUGAAGAAGGUACUGCUGAGAACAGAAGCAACAAGGCUACUACUUUUUUUACUUAAUGCCAAACGGAUUGCAUGUACAGUGUCAUUGCUUCUUUGGACUGGUUUCUUGGACUUAACAUUCAGUCUUCGCUCCUACUCACAAGCGCAAUAACUGAUAUCUCAGUUGUAACUUUAACCAGAAGAUAGUGUUCUGCGCUCGCACUCACCUUGAAACAGGAGCAGCCGAAAUGGCUCCUAAAGAAAACUUCAUCUCUGUUUGAAAAUCAACUUUGUUUGCGGACCACCUUGUGAUUAUAUUAGUAAGCACCACCAUGUUUGUGCUGUGCACCAUGGUGUUGCUUUCUCUCCACAGCCUGUUUAAAAGACCCAAGAUCCUUGAACUCCCAGAACCAGCAGCUGUAGAGGACCCCAAGCAGUCCAGCCCGGAUGCAAAACUCGGACGCAGGAAGAGAUCCAAACAUCCCUGCUAUGGAAUUUCUGGAGCUCUGCAAAAAUCAAAAGUCCACAGGCAGCAGGGUUUUGAAAGCUCUUUGGAAGGGACACUUUGGAAACUAAAGAAAAUUAGAUCCGCACACGUGGAGAAUAUUCAUGCCAGGAGGAAGUCCGUACAGCCGGUCCAGCGGUACAGUGCGGGUCUGCUCGGCCCUGCGGUCAUGUACGGCACACGAAAGACCUGGGACGUCGGCCACACCCCCUGCCUGCAGGAACUUUGGAACACAGACCUCUCAUUGGACGCAAGUUCUCUGGAUAUACUGAUGAGUGAUGGUGAGGAGGAGAACUCCUUCCUCUCAUUGCCUGACUCAGUCCUUCAGCGCCAUUGUUUAACCUCUGACCUCUCUGAAACGGCCACCUCAGAACAACAACAACUCCUGAUACAAACGUUACAGGAACGGGUUUGUGAGUUUCAGGCACGCCUGCGCAGUGAAGACGCUGCUAAACGACUUUUGCUAGAGAGCCUGCAGACACACGACCAGCUCAACCAACAACAUUCAUCCAGUAACCAAGAACCUUACGAGGGACCCAGACUGCAGAGCAGUCAGCUCAACCAAGCUGUUUCACCUGCAGGUGCAAGGGCCUCUAAUUCUUUAAAUCCGAAGCUUGUGGAAGUAAACCAGGUUCCAUCAAAGGAGCGACUCCAAAAAGACGAGGGGGAACAACUUGCUCUCAUCACGGGGCUACGCACACAGGGGGCGACAGAUCUGGAGAAGCAGCUGGAGGUGCUGGAAAGUGAAAACCAGCGUCUCAAACAAGAGCUGAAGGCCAGUCAAGCCCAGCAGCCCCAGACCACCUGCUCACCUGCCCACUGUCCACACAGCCAGGAUGUGGAGGUCUUGCAGGGCGAGCUGUGUUGUAAGGAGGAGGAGUGCCGCCAGCGUGAGCAGCAUCUGGGCCUAUUGGAGCAGCAGCUGCAAGAGAAGACGGCUCUGGUAGUACAGCUUCAGCAGCAGUUAGACAAGGCCACGCGUCACAGACAAGAGCUCCAUCAACAGCUAGAGGAGGCAUCGCUGCACAGGAGCCAAAGCGAGGAACAGCUGACGUCACGGCUUCACGACGCAGAGGAGGCUCUUUCAUGUCAGGCUGCGCUGCCCCCACAGGUCAAGUAUGUGACUAAGACGGUUGAAGUGGAGUCGUCUCAGUGUAAGCUGGCUUUAAUGGAGGCUCAGGCCCGAAACCAGACUCUCCAGGAACAGCUGGGCGUGCAGAGACAGCUACUCCGAGAGCUUGAACAACAGCUUCACGAGUCUCAGAGAACCAGCAGUCAACUACGCCAGCAGAUUCUGGUCUGUGAGGGUGAGAUGGAGAGAGCUCAAGGUCAGCUGGAGGCAGAGAUGCAGAGUCUGGAGGAAGAGAAGAACAGAGUGAUCGAGGAAGCGUUCAUCAGAGCCGAGAGCGAGAUGAAGGCCGUCCAUGAGAAUCUCGCAGGGGUGCGCAUGAACCUCCUGACCCUGCAGCCGGCUCUGAGGACCCUUACCUGCGAUUACAACUGUCUGAAGAGGCAGGUGCAGGACUUCCCUUACAUGCUAGAGAAAGCCAUCACUGAAGCAAAACAGGAGAUCUGUCAGGUGAUUGGAGAGGUAAGCAGCGCAAAUCAGGAACUGCUGAGGAAAUACAAGCGCGAGAUGAACCUGAGGAAGAAAUGCCAUAAUGAGCUGGUGCGCCUUAAGGGUAACAUUCGGGUGUUGUGUCGAGUACGCCCCAUCUGCCCCGGAGAAAGAGAUGCCGCCGACACCAAAAACCUAGUGACCUUUGAUGUAGAUGACGAUGCUGUUCUUUACUUGUCCAACAAGGGCAAGCUCAUGAACUUCGAACUUGACAAAGUCUUCCCCCCUCAGGCUACUCAGGAGGAGGUGUUCCAGGAAGUGCAGUCUCUGGUCACUUCCUGUAUUGAUGGCUUUAAUGUAUGCAUCUUUGCCUACGGGCAGACAGGCUCUGGAAAGACCUACACUAUGGAGGGGGUACCAACAGACCCUGGCAUUAACCAGCGUGCUCUGCGGCUGCUCUUCUCUGAAGUGAUGGAGAAGAAACCCGACUGGGACUACAAGAUCACUGUUAGCAUGGUGGAAAUCUACAAUGAGACGCUUCGAAAUCUUUUGGGUGAUAAUCCGAAUGAGAAGCUUGAUAUAAAGAUGUGUCCAGAUGGGAGCGGACAGUUGUAUGUGCCAGGACUGACAGAGUUCACAGUGGAGAGCGUGGAGGACAUUAACAAGGUGUUCGAAUUGGGUCACAUGAACAGGGCAACAGCUUGUACUAAUCUAAACGAGCACAGCUCUCGCUCUCACGCCCUCCUUAUCGUCACUGUAGUGGGGUUCAACUCUUCAACAGGCCACCGUACCUCAGGUAAGCUGAAUCUGGUCGAUCUGGCCGGCUCUGAGCGUAUUGCCAAAUCCGGUGCCGAGGGCAGCCGUCUGCGCGAAGCUCAGUGCAUCAACAAAUCCCUUUCUGCGCUGGGUGAUGUCAUCAACGCCCUUCGAUCCAAACACUCGCAUGUGCCCUUCCGAAACUCUCGCCUCACGUACUUGCUGCAGGACUCGCUCAGUGGAGACAGUAAAACCCUCAUGAUGGUGCAGGUUUCUCCUCUAGAGAGUAACAUCAGCGAGUCUGUCUGCUCGUUGAAGUUUGCUCAGCGCGUCCGGACUGUUGAGAUCGGCCCGUCGUCUUCCUCGCGACGACAAGCAGAGAAUUCAUCGACAUCUUCUUCACCCACUCAUGACAGCGUGGAGCUGGAUUCUCCUCCUGUGACCCCGGUCCCACUUCCCAUCUCAAGAGCCAGUAGCGCAGGCUCAACGCUCUCCUCCACAUCUAAAAGCAGCAGCCGCCGAAGAUCCCACAGUCAGCUUUCCACAGACAGACAGGUAGACAGAAGCAGCCCAUUCGUUGGGGAAGGUGGGCAGGUAGGUGGGGUUUUAUGUGGUUGGUCGCUUGGCAUGAAAACGCUCAGCAUGGCAUGGUGCCCUACGCGUCACCCCGUCAAUGCCCACCCAUCUAACACAGCGCCUUUAACCCCAAGAAGCUUUUUGACGAAUGAAGUUGACAGCAUGACAGACACCUCAGAAACGGAUCACUGAGGGCUGCCCGCCUUCAGUGGCGUUCGUUCUUCAAACCUCUCGACCAAUCAGCUUCUCCGUUGAGGAUUCUACCAAUGAAAACCUGCAUUAUAAUUUGACUUGGAGCUCAGCUGAUGAAUCAGGGUUUGUGUUGGAAACCACGCCAAUGGGACCUCAACUAAUUUAACAUUCAUUGGACGUGAUUUAAUAUAACGCUGACCUCGCGACAUGGACUGCUGAAGAUCCUUCCGUUACGUCAAAGUAUUUCUGGGCAAUAUGCACUUUAGUCUGGUCCAGGCUGUCAUUUGUAGUGUUAAUGUUACAUAAAUGCAUUUGAUUUAUAGAUGCUUGAAUGUACGUGUAUGUAAUGUUCGUGUGUCCGAGCAAGAUUUUAAUUUGGAUUCUUUUUCAGUCUCUCCUUUAUCUUCUGAAACAACUUAAACAUUUACAGCUUUGAAAACUGUGUUUAAUCGUGGCAAUAAGAAGUAAUGCAAAGUUUGCUCUCUAGGUAGCAUUUUAUUUUUGUACAUAGAAUCUUAAAGGCUACUUAAAGCCUGGACGUGUCUUCCUGAUCCAUGCAUGUGUUGAGACGAUCAGAUCGUGCUCUUAUUCGUUCAUUUUUAUGACAAUCAUAAAAGAUUUUCGUGCAGUGAAGUCGAACCAUGACGGUAUACAGUGUUGAAUUAAAGAGCAAGAGGACUGGAUUUGUAAAUAGUAAUGGGUUCAUAUGAGCUAACAGUACAUCUACAGUGGACAUGAUGUUGAACUGUAAUAAUCCACUGAGCAAAAGCUGCUGUCUGUGGCUCUGGGGGUUUCACUUGCUUGUAUUCACAUUGAUGUUUGUAUGGAGUUGUUUUUGUACACUGUUUUUAAUAAAUGCUCUAAGCCAAUGUUUGGCAGAAAUUA